Aspergillus viridinutans is the source of this 1440-nucleotide messenger RNA. RefSeq names its product glycosyltransferase family 20 protein. The record is from RefSeq and is a predicted model, not a curated record. Gene Ontology annotation, cellular component: alpha,alpha-trehalose-phosphate synthase complex (UDP-forming); cytosol. Bases 1 to 1440 code for a protein of 479 amino acids. The transcript is spliced from 5 exons. Gene Ontology annotation, molecular function: alpha,alpha-trehalose-phosphate synthase (UDP-forming) activity. Gene Ontology annotation, biological process: cellular response to heat; trehalose biosynthetic process. NCBI's taxonomy places the organism in Eukaryota, Fungi, Ascomycota, Eurotiomycetes, Eurotiales, Aspergillaceae.
AUGUCCAGCACGAACGGGUCGCAAGGCGACCAUCGCCUCCUGAUUGUCUCGAAUCGCCUUCCCAUCACAAUCCGACGGUCGGAAGGAGGAAAAUAUGAGUUCUCCAUGUCAUCGGGCGGUCUGGUAACUGGGUUGAGUGGUCUGUCGAAAACAACCACUUUCCAGUGGUACGGCUGGCCAGGUCUGGAAGUUCCAGAGGAUGAAAUUGAGUCGGUGAAGAAGAGGCUGAAGGAUGAGUUUAAUGCAACUCCGGUGUUCAUGGACGACAAAUUGGCUGAUCGUCAUUACAAUGGGUUUUCCAACUCGAUUCUAUGGCCCCUCCUUCAUUACCACCCCGGCGAGAUCGUUUUCGACGAAGGCGCUUGGGAUGCCUAUCGUGAGGCCAACCUUCUAUUCGCCAAAACAAUUGUAAAGGAGGCGCAAGACGGCGACCUGAUUUGGGUACAAGACUAUCAUCUCAUGCUCCUUCCAGAAUUGCUCCGCGAGGAGUUACGGAAGGCGGGCAAAAAAGAUAACAAAAUCGGGUUCUUCCUGCAUACACCUUUUCCCAGCAGUGAAAUAUACAGAAUCCUCCCCGUGAGAGGCCAGCUUCUGCGCGGUGUGUUGCAUUGUGACUUGAUCGGCUUCCACACCUAUGACUAUGCACGUCAUUUCUUGAGCAGCUGCUCACAUCUACUAGGCCUGGUCACGACCCCGAGCAGCGUCAAAUACGAAGGCAGAUCUGUAGCCGUAGGCGCUUUUCCGAUUGGUAUCGAUCCUGAUAAGUUUACCGAGGGUCUGAAGAGCCCCAAAGUGCAGAAUCGCAUCGCAAGCCUCGAGAACAAGUUCCAAGGCACCAAACUGAUGGUCAGCGUUGAUCGCUUGGACUACAUCAAGGGUAUCCCGCAGAAGUUACAUGCCUUGGAGGUCUUUCUUCAGAACCAUCCGGAGUGGGUAGGCAAGGUCGUCCUUGUUCAAGUUGCCGUUCCCAGUCGACAGGAUGUCGAAGAGUACCAGAACCUCAGAGCGGUGGUGAACGAGCUUGUGGGACGUAUCAAUGGCAAAUUUGGUACUGUCGACUACAUGCCUAUUCACUUUAUGCACAAGUCAGUUGGCUUUGAUGAGCUCAUCGCCCUGUACGCUGCCUCCGACGCCUGCAUUGUCUCCUCUACUCGAGACGGGAUGAACCUGGUAUCAUUCGAAUACAUUGCAACCCAGCAGAAGCGCAAGGGCGUUUUGAUCCUUUCCGAAUUUGCAGGAGCCGCUCAAAGUCUCAAUGGUAGCCUCGUUGUCAACCCAUGGAACACCGAAGAGCUCGCCAGAGCGUAUCAUGAGGCUGUUUCGAUGAGUGACGAACAGCGCGCCCAGAAGUUUGAGAAGCUUUACAAGUACAUUUCCAAGUACACGAGUGCCUUUUGGGGCAAAUCGUUUGUGGCAGAACUACUUCAAUGCUCGUCAUGA